Messenger RNA from Penaeus vannamei (Pacific white shrimp), 624 nucleotides. The record is from RefSeq and is a predicted model, not a curated record. NCBI's taxonomy places the organism in Eukaryota, Metazoa, Arthropoda, Malacostraca, Decapoda, Penaeidae.
CCUUGCUAAGGGUAUUGCAUCAAGGGUCACUUCACGUAACUCACUUGGAUCCGUAGUCUAAACACACUGGUGGACUGACCGGCUGCAGAUAAGCUGUUAUUGCUGAUAAUAGUAUUGUAAAAUUCCUCUAAACAGCUGUCAACAUGAGUACAGUAAAAAUUGGCAUCAUUGGUGGAUCAGGCCUGAACAAUCCAUCCCUGUUUGAGGAGACCAGCGAAUGCACUGUUCAGACCCCCUAUGGAGAUCCAUCUGAUGUGCUGCGUGAAGGUCUCAUAAAUGGGGUACCAUGUGUGCUGCUGGCAAGGCAUGGAAGGAAACAUACCAUCAUGCCAACCAACGUGAACUACCGAGCCAAUCUAUGGGCACUAAAGGAAAAGGGUUGCACGCAUGUUGUUGUGUCGACAGCAUGUGGUUCACUGCAAGAACACAUCAAGCCCGGGGACUUUGUAAUCAUCGACCAAUUCAUUGACAGAACCACAAAGCGUCAUCAGACUUUCUAUGACGGUGCCGAUAACCACCCUCCAGGAAUUCUUCACCUUCCCAUGGACACUCCCUUUUGUGGAGAUACUCGCAAACUACUCCUUGAUUCAUGCCAGGAGUUAGGAUACACUGCACAUCCUACAG